Megalobrama amblycephala (Wuchang bream) is the source of this 2720-nucleotide messenger RNA. It is a transcript of the gene tpd52l2b, whose product is annotated as tpd52 like 2b. Lineage: Eukaryota; Metazoa; Chordata; Actinopteri; Cypriniformes; Xenocyprididae. Bases 392 to 1129 code for a protein of 245 amino acids. Gene Ontology annotation, cellular component: cytoplasm. The transcript is spliced from 10 exons. The record is from RefSeq and is a predicted model, not a curated record.
UCGAUCCAAAAGAAACUUGUGUUCACUUUCAUGUUCUGUACUAGACGUAGGAUUUGAUGAAAAAAUCAAAGACGUGCAGUUUCUGGUAUUCUGUUUGUUCGUUAGAAAUGGCACGCUUCUCUGAAGUAAUGGGUGUGGGCCAAUAGUGCUUUUCUCAGCUAUUUUGUUGAUCGCAGGGAAAAAGACGCUAGUAAACGUCAUCUCAGGGCGCCGGAAAGAAAGGCACUUGGGCAGCUCUUCAAGCUGAGCUGGCUGAUCGCUCGGGAUCUUGUGUUGGCUUGUCAAGCGCUUUUGGAUGUUUUGAUAGAAGAGGGAAGACACGUAGUGUUUUGCACAGUCUCCUGAAUUACGUAACUGUCAAAGCAACAUUUUGAAGAUCCGAACUGACGACAUGGAUUCCGCUAAUCAAGACAUCAAUCUGAACUCUCCACAUAAAGGCCUGGGCUCUGACACUCUCUCAGAUGCUCCUGAAGAGAGGGGGGCAGCAGCUGUGAGUCCAGAGACUCUCCCCCCAGGUCUGACAGAGGAGGAGGCAGAGGAACUGAGACUGGAGCUCACCAAGGUUGAGGAGGAGAUCCACACCUUGCGGCAGGUGCUGUCGGCUAAAGAGCGCCACGCGGCGGAGCUGAAGCGUAAACUGGGACUCAGCCCUCUGACCGAGUUCAAACAGAACAUCACUAAAAGCUGGCAGGACGUCCAGACCUCAAACGCCUAUGUGAAGAUAUCAGAGAAACUGGGCCAGUGGAAUGAGAAGGUUACAGGUUGUGAUGUAUAUGUUUCAGCUUCUGCCACUCUGGAUGACAUUGCCAGCUCUGAAGUGUAUAAAAAGACUCAGGAAACGCUGUCUCAGGCUGGACAGAAGACCUCAGCCGCCCUCUCCACCGUUGGCACGGCCAUCAGUAGGAAACUGGGUGACAUGAGAGCUCUUCCUUUCUCUAACUCCUUUAGUAGCAACUACUCCAUUCGCCAUUCAAUAAGUAUGCCAACUAUGAGGAACUCUCCAACCUUCAAAUCGUUUGAGGACAAAGUCGGAAACAUCAAGUAUAAGGUGGUUGGAGGGAAGGCCAAUGGUGAAAGUGCUCACUCUCCGAACGAGUCAAACCCUGUGCAGGACAACGCUCCAUUCUGAGAGCCCACACUCCUGAUUUAAACACUCAUCUCAUUUCUUUGUGAAUCCUGACAACACCCACACUUCAGUUCUCCCAAUCCUCCCUUUCUCUCUCUCUCUCUCUCUCUCUCCCGUUCUCUCUGAAUUCUUUCAUCCCUCCUUCCUCUGUCUCCUUUGAUACUCCUCUCCACCUACUGCUAGCAUGUGCUUGCUCAUCUCACUAAAAAAACACACAUAGUACAGGUUCUGUGACAUGAAAUCAUCACAGGUUGUACAAAAGAAGAAAAAUGUUGAAUCAUUUUGUAUUAGAAACUAUUUUACACUGCUUUGCAUAAUGUUUUUACAUAACUUUUAUCUAUAUAUGACUAUAAAGGAAGACAAAUAACUAUAUUUAAACAGUACUGCCAGGCAGCGUUCAUCAGACGGCAGAGGGGUACAAAACACACAAAGAGGAAAUAUUUAAAUCUGAAGGGGGGAGGAUUUUAGGCCAAUAAAGAAAAGAACAGAAACUUGCUGCAGGUUUCUAUGCUGCUGAGCGUUCAGUUGAGUUCUUUUUUACUCUCAGUACAAUGUGAAGCGAUGCUUUGCUGUACACCUGGUGAAUGUCUGACCUUCUGAGUCGGCCUUACACUCUCAUUCUGUAUUGCUUUAUUGGACUUUUGCUGAUAAAAAUGUUACAUGAAGAUGUUUUUGUUUUUGCUUUAUAUCCUCUUUUGCUCUUUCUUGCUCUUGUUCCUUUUUUUUUAUUGAUGGUAAUGUUUUAUUUAUGCCGUGUUUACGUCGGAAAUCACUUGCCUUUGCUUUGUGCCAUGCUGUGAGUGCCAGUUAGUAGAUGCCAUAGACCUUUUACUGUCAGAAUGUUUCAAACUAUCACCAAAUUAUCACAUCACAAAGAUCACUUUGUUCAAUUGUAAGAAAUAAAAAUGCAAACGCUCUCGUGUGCACUAACCCAAAAUAUCAAAUGGCGAGCAAGUCCUGCUAAGUCAGAUGAAUUCCUUUUGUUCGUGGCAUUUGUUGAUUUUUUCCAGACAGACGUAAACACUAGUGUAGUCUGUAUGGUAGCACAGUCACUUUUUUUCCUGAAAGAUAUUGGAAUAUAUUUCACUAUUAGCAAGUGUAGUCUUUUUUUUUUUUUUUUUUUUUCAAAUCCGUUUUUUCCUGAUAUUUCAGUCACUUGUAUGGGUGUCAGUGGGUGGCCUUGUUUCAGUAUAUUACACAAUGAUGAUUACAUGCUUCAAUGGAUGAGAUGCAUGGGAUUACAUGCAUUUGACUGACUGAUGCUGAUGAGAAAGAUGCCAAUAUCACAUGACUUUCUACUGGAAUCCAUGUGUUAUGCCAUAGAAUUAGAAUAUUGUAGUUCCUCAUAGUGCAAACGUUGGAAAGAUGAGAAAAGAUAGUGAACAUUCAGAGGGAAAGGACUUAUUAUUAUUUUGAGUAGUAUAUGCACAAGUCAUUUGGGGAGGUGGUUUAGGGAACAGGCACCAUAUAGCUUUAAAUUAGGGAUCUCAGCCUAGCUGUUCAGGCUCUGGUCAUUUUCUUUUAAAACAACAGUGGUGUAAUACAUUUAAUUUGUCGAUUGUUUGUAUAUCAAUAAAGCAUUCGUUCAAAUGGU